This is a messenger RNA of Anopheles coustani, 4480 nucleotides long. RefSeq lists its product as uncharacterized. Gene Ontology annotation, biological process: regulation of DNA-templated transcription. Lineage: Eukaryota; Metazoa; Arthropoda; Insecta; Diptera; Culicidae. The record is from RefSeq and is a predicted model, not a curated record. The transcript is spliced from 4 exons. Bases 150 to 4163 code for a protein of 1337 amino acids. Gene Ontology annotation, cellular component: nucleus. Gene Ontology annotation, molecular function: zinc ion binding; RNA polymerase II cis-regulatory region sequence-specific DNA binding; DNA-binding transcription factor activity, RNA polymerase II-specific.
UUUGGUGAACCGUCGAGUGGUUGAAAAACAUACAAUUUCCCUUUAACUCGCAGGUGAAUUUCAAUGAAAAUACUCAGAUGAUCACCAGUGUUUAGUGGCACGUUUGCAGUUCAUUUCCGAUUCUCAAAGGAUCUGUGUUGUCUUCUAAAAUGGAGCGGUUUGCGAUCAAUAUUCUCCACCAAAAAAUACAGAACAUUUGUCGACUGUGCGGUGUGGACAAUCCAGACAAGCUACCCAUUAUUGAUGAAGAUGAAGUGAUUUGUUUAGACGACGAUGAAACUUCGUUGGUGAAAAAGAUAGAAGAGUGUGUAGGAUUAAAGGUUUACAAAAAUGAUCAAAUGCCGCAGCAAAUCUGUACACUAUGUAUCGAUAAGGUGAACGAUUUCUAUGAAUAUCGCUCGAUGUGCGCCGCGACCAACAUCCAAACGCGUACCAUUCUGAAUUUACCCAUCGUUGAGCCUACUAGUGUUUUGUUGCAGAUUAAAGCAGAACCCACAGAAGUACCGGCAACCGUAUCUGAGCCACCCGUAACGUCUUCUGAUAGCAAAACAAAUGUGAAAAGAGGAGCAAAAACGCGGGCCCGUAAGAAUGAUGAUGUAGAUACGAAGGACUUUCUUGGUGUGUCCACUGAAAAACGGAUCAAGACAGAACAUGCUUGCCAGUAUUGUAACAAUGUGUUCGACACUAGUUCGGAUUUGGAACGACAUCUCGUGCUGAAACAUACUCCAUUGAUACGGAAAUAUGGAUGCGGUACGUGCUGCGAAUUAUUCGAUACCGCUACAGAGUACAAGGACCAUAACCUUUGGCACAAGCUGACGCGGACUCCAUAUUAUUGUUUCCGAUGCAAGCGAAAGUUUGUGAAAUCUGGCACCUUAAACAAGCACUUACUUCUGAACGCUUGUUCACGGGUGGGAAGAAAAUCUAAAAUCACCCUUGUUCCCGACCUGCGCUGCAAGCUGUGCAACAAGGUAUUCAAAACUCAGAAUCUCUAUGAAUGGCACGGUUGUUUCUUGCGAGCCCGUUCCAACUGUCCCAAGUGUGGGAAAUAUUUCUUGAAAAAAAAUCUGCUUACCCGUCACUACAUGGCUUACUGCAUCGCAAGUCUUCCUGCGCUGGAUCCGUCGUUGCUGGUUAAAGAAGAACCAAUACCACCUAUUUCGGAUGGUCUAGGUGCGUUAGUUUCUCCGACAGCGGCGAUGGGUAAGGAAGUGAGAAGAAGGGGCCGUCCACCGGGUCCUGUGGCGCAGAACCGGAUGUUGGAGGAAAUGAAAGAAGAAUCCACCGAGCUACCGUUUCCACCAUUACUGGAUCUUCCAGAGUUGAAGUUGGAAAAUACUUCCGUCGAUGGAAAUCAAUCUGGCCAGACACCGGAUGCUGGGAAUGCUGAAGGCGAGAGUCGAAAACGGUCAAAAGUAACCUUUGAACAGGAAGCCGAUAGAAUAAACUCGCUUCUACGCACCGGAGCCGAGGUGAAUGAAAAUUCAGAUUUAGCCGAAAUUAGUUCAAUGCUAACGUCGGUGAACGAGGCCAUCGCUACGAUUUCGAAUGUGAGGAAAAAGAAAAAGAAUAAGCAUCUGGCAACAUCCUCUGUGGCAGAGAAAAAAUCCGCGACCCCCACUGUGGGGGCUGAACCGCCUAUGGUAAUGCUUUCAAUGGCAAAUAUCAAACCCGAAGUAUGUGAAAAUAGUAGUCUCCCCCAGGAGGCACUCGCCGCACCAAUGGAAGUAAACGAACAAAACGACUCAAAUACCAUAACAACGAACAUGGAUGGCAAUGAGGAUGUGGAAAGUAACGUUGACAACGCAGAAGGCACCAAUGAAGAAGAUGAUUUUGCUGGAUACGAUGACAACGAGACUAACGAAAAUAUGGACAGGGAUGAUAGUGGACCAGAAAUUGACGAAACAACGUGCUCCGCCAAUGACAACCAAGGGGAGGCUGUACCCAGUAAUUCCCAGGUGGAAGAAACAACCGGCGAUGCCACGGAAACUUUGUCGCCUAGAGUGCAAGUCAAACAAGAGCCUAUAGCUUAUCAUUCUGAAUCGGAGGCAGAUGCUGGUGACUACGAAAUGGCUAUGUCAUGCCUUGCAAUCAAACAGGAAAAUAUCGAAGAGGAUAGCGCCACGGUACGGAACGCAGCGGUAGACGCCCCUCGCCAGAGCGUGCGAAAGAACCCUCAGAAUGGCUCCUCCUCCUAUCAAGCACUUCGUAUAAAGAUAAAAAAAGAGAAAGGCUUACUCAAUGCAACGGUUGUUGGACAAGAACCGGAUCCUAUCGAAACACCUCCAGCGCCAGAUGCUACCGAGCCGCCGGAGCGUUGCACAGUCGUAUCGAAGCAGCAAAAGAAACCUACGAAAAAAGCAAACGCACCCAAUCAUUUCAAAAUUCGCCCUAUGCGCAUGAGGCCUGCGCCUAUCGAAGAGACGGAAGAAGUUAUCAUCAAACAAGAACGACUUGAUUCGGAUGGGUAUCCCGACCACAACCAGGAGCACGAGAAGGACGAUGCACCACAAGCCCAGGAGGAACCAUUUGGUGGUGUUUGUGUUAAGCAGGAGCCACUCGACUCCUUGUCUGUACAUUCCAACCUUGACCACUCGAUUCCGAAUCGGUCUUCGCAUGAACUAAAUGCCGACGAGGACAAUGAUGAGCCAGAAAUAGCUUUUGACGGAAUACGUAUCAAACGUGAGCGCAAUGAAGAGAGAGCCAUGACAAUGUGGCCCGCUGCAGCUAGCAAUGGUAUCGGUGAUGAACAAAUGCCCACACCAGGUAAUGUGGUGAACGAAGCAGAGCAUGCUCGAUCUGGCAUCCAUAAACGGCCGGUGGGUUCCAGCAGCGCAAGUGGUUCAGCCGGUUCAGCAAAUCGUAAGUCGAGUAAAAGGAUAAACCCAUUUGCGUUGCUGAAACAGAAAUCUUUAGCUAUGGCGAACGCACCCGAAUUACUACCCAGCGAACAAUCCGAUCCAAAUGUGGACAAGCUAUCGUUGCCAGUUAUAGCGCAGGUUGCGUCAAUCGAUCCAGACGAUCGUUUAAUGGAAUCAUCGGAUUCAAAUUCUUUCGAUGGACCAGUUGCUGGCAACAAGGCAGCGUAUACUCCCACGCAAGCUUCAGAAGAAAACGAACCGAAUAAAGAAAUUCAGGCCACUUCGGCCGCCUCUGAUACUGCACUGCUAGAAUCUUCCUUAUCCGGUACGAAGUCCACAACGGUGGAAAACGUCGUUGCUCAGCGGGUGUUUACUGAACUGAGAAUCGCCUCUGUGACAACGGUUCAAGAACAGGUAGCCUUGGCUGGGGAAACGAGUGGCGAUGUGUCUGCUGAAGUAGGUUCUACUACAGGACUCAACCCAACACUCAAGGUAACCACAAUGGAACCAACGCUCCCAGACUCAACGGAAAAUUGUAUAACUUCAAAGGUUCACGACUCAACGCUACCUGGUGUUGUGGAUGAACAUACUGCAUGCAGCUUAGAGGAUGUAGUAAUGGAACCAGUUGAACCCGUCAUCGAACCCUCUGAAAGGUCGUCGGAAAAACAGGAUGGGGUGAAUACGAAAAUACCACUUUAUAAAAAAGCCGAACAAAAGCCAGUAGAUUCCGAUGAACCAAAAUUGAAUACUUCUAAUUCCGCUGACUCCUCUAAUCUCUUCACUGAAAAAGAAGCCCAUCAAGCAACUCUUUCUAAAGACAUGUAUCAACAGACUACGUGUUCUGAUGCAGGCAAGUUAGCUACUCUAAGUCCCUCGGAACCCUCUAGGUGCUCGAUGGAACAAGAAGAUUGUACAAACAAGAAUGAAGCACUCUGCAAUCAGAUCGAUCAACAAGGUUGCUCCUAUGAGGGAAAGUUGAAUACUACACCUUCAACCGAAUCCCGUAGGUGCUUGAUGGAUGAGGAAGAGGAUGGCACAAAUAAGGAUAAACGUGUUUGUAAAGAUACGGAUCGACCAGGGUGCUCUAAUGAGGGACUAUUAAGCACUUCAACUUUGUCCGUAGAAGAGUUGGGUAAACCGGCGCCAGAACAGGAAAUGCAAGACAUUGAAAUGGUUACCUCAACAAAGCAAACCACGGAAGGGAAAACGUACACGUCCAAUGAUGUUGAACAAGUUGUAGGGGCGCAUAAUACGUUUUCUUCUGAAGAUCAUGAAAAUGCCAACGUAGAAACGCUGAAAUCGUAAAUGAGUUAGUAUUUAAGCUGUAGCAAGUACACUACCUUAAGACCUGAUCAUGCAAAAGUGUAACAUUUCAUGAAAGACAGAGGUAAACGUCGAAGAGUAUUUCGUAUGGGUGUUUUGCGCAAAUAACUCACUGCAGUGAUGUGUGGCAAAUACAGUUCAGUAGUGAACUAACAUUUGAAAAAUCUAAUCUGUAUAUAGCAAACAUAUAUAAUAAAAAACAACUAUUUUAAAUUUCUAUGUUCCACGUCAUGUCGAUGUAUAAAUAAUUGUAAUUGAGUGAAUAUAUAUCUUGAAUAAAUCAACUUACGUCGUAUAAG